Molecule: messenger RNA, 3194 nt
Organism: Mus pahari (shrew mouse)
Lineage: Eukaryota; Metazoa; Chordata; Mammalia; Rodentia; Muridae
Gene: Mocs3
Product: molybdenum cofactor synthesis 3
Exons: 1
Coding region: 110-1492 (460 amino acids)
Biological process (GO): tRNA wobble position uridine thiolation; protein urmylation
Cellular component (GO): cytosol; cytoplasm
Molecular function (GO): adenylyltransferase activity; thiosulfate-cyanide sulfurtransferase activity; URM1 activating enzyme activity
Source: RefSeq, a predicted model, not a curated record
AUUCGAUUCACUUUCGAGCGCCAGGAAGCGUCUUAAGUCUUCCAGUCGCUAGGAGACGGGCAACCGGAAACGGAAGUCCCUUCCCGGCUCUUUCCCGGAAGAAGCUGUCAUGGCUGCCGGGGAGGACGUAACUGCCUUACAGGCUGCAAUUGCCCGGCGGGAGGAAGAGCUAGCUUCGCUCAAGCGGAGGCUGGCCGCGGCCCUGGCAGCCGAGCCGGAGCCCGAGCGUCCGCUCGCGCUCCCGCCGCCGCCGCUGCCGGCCCGGGCCGCGCUGUCGCGGGACGAGAUCCUCCGCUACAGCCGCCAGCUGCUGCUGCCGGAGCUGGGCGUGCGCGGGCAGCUGCGCCUGGCGGCCGCGUCCGUGCUCGUGGUGGGCUGUGGCGGGCUGGGCUGCCCGCUGGCCCAGUACCUGGCGGCGGCCGGCGUGGGCCGGCUGGGGCUGGUGGACCACGACGCGGUGGAGACGAGCAACCUGGCCCGCCAGGUCCUGCACGGCGAGGCGCAGGCGGGCGAGAGCAAGGCUCGCUCGGCGGCUGCGGUGCUGCGCCGCCUCGACUUGGCGGUGGAGGGCGUGGCGUACCCGCGGGCCCUCAGCAGGGACUGGGCGCUCGACCUGAUCCGCGGCUACGACGUGGUGGCCGACUGCAGCGACAACGCGCCCACGCGCUACCUGGUGAACGACGCGUGCGUGCUGGCCGGCCGGCCGCUGGUGUCGGCCAGCGCGCUGCGCUUCGAGGGCCAGAUGACCGUCUACCACCACGCCGGCGGGCCGUGCUACCGCUGCGUGUUCCCGCGGCCGCCCCCGCCCGACACGGUGACCAACUGUGCCGACGGCGGCGUGCUCGGAGCGGUGCCCGGCGUGCUGGGCUGCGCGCAGGCGCUCGAGGUGCUCAAGAUCGCCGCCGGCCUCGGCGCCUCCUACAGCGGCAGCAUGCUGCUCUUCGACGGCCUCGGGGGCCACUUCCGCCGGAUCCGCCUGCGGCGCCGCCGGCCCGACUGCGUCGUGUGCGGUCAGCAGCCCACCGUGACCCGCCUGCAGGACUACGAGGCCUUCUGCGGCUCCUCGGCCACCGACAAGUGCCGCGCCUUGAAGCUGCUGAGCCCCGAGGAGCGGAUUUCGGUGACCGACUACAAGCGGCUUCUGGAUUCCAGGGCGCCCCACGUGUUGCUGGACGUCCGGCCUCAAGUAGAGGUGGACAUCUGUCGUCUGCCGCACUCUCUCCACAUCCCUUUGAAUCGGUUGGAGCGCAGGGAUGCGGACAGCCUGAAACUCUUAGGGGCUGCCCUCCAGAAAGGGAAGCAGGGUUCGCAGGAAGGGGCUGCUCUCCCGGUGUAUGUGAUUUGCAAACUGGGGAACGACUCCCAGAAAGCUGUGAAGGUCCUGCAGUCCUUGACGGCAGUGCCAGAGUUAGACUCUUCAACUGUUCAGGAUAUCGUGGGGGGACUCAUGGCCUGGGCUACCAAAAUUGAUGGGACAUUUCCACAGUACUGAGGGGACUACAUGUGAUUCGUGUGGAUGACGGUUGUGAUACCUGAAGUAUCUAUUCGAGCUUUAUAAAAUAAUGUAGGGAAGAGCAUGGAUUCACAGUCUCCGAAUAAAUAAACUUUUUUUUUUUUUUUUUUUUGCAAGGAGCUUUUUGAGAAAAGAGGAUCACAUUGCCCCCCAGAGUUGCUUUGUGUUUUGGGCACUUGUGCAGCACCUUCAACNUGUGACAUGGUANGACAGGAUUUUUUUGUUUCCCACCGGGUCAGAUCAAAGCGCUCUCUGGGCCAUCCAUCUUAUACUUGGAGUUAAGAUGCAGCUUUUACAACUGUAUUAAUCACUUACAUUCAUCCUGUUUUUAAAUUAAGGUCUUCUUUGGGAGGUUGCAGAGAUGGCUUAGCGUGGGCUGCUCCCCAUGCCCACCCCCGGGGGGCGGGGCACUCUGGUUUGACUCCAGCAUUCCUGAGUUGGCUCUGCAACUCCAGCUCCACGACAUCAUAUGCUGUCCCCUGGACUCCUCCAGCUCCGGGCAGGGACUUGGUGUACAGACAUACAUGCAGCCAAAACAUAAAGGUUUAAAAUCUAAGAAAAAACGUUUUUAAAAAGAUAUUGAGUCUUAAUUCUACUUCAAGUGAUAGGCUAUAUCCCUUAAAAAUACUUGGUUAGCGUUUUCAUUAUCUGGAAGUUGAUCGUUGUAUAGAACCGAUUGUGAGUUCAGAGUGCAGUCCUGACAGUUUAGCAUCAUGUGUCCACCAGCUUCCCUCAGAAGUUGCUAGCGUUUUGUUUUUGUUUUUUUUUUUUUUCUUGUACUUAGCUCCAGUCUCUGCUUUAGGCUAUACCAGUGGUUCACAACCUUUUGGUCCAGACCCCAUGGGGGGUCAAAUGACCCCUUCACAAGAUGGCCUAAGAUAAUUGGAGAACAGAUAUUUAAAUUAUGAUUCAUAACAAUAGCAAAGUCACAGUUAUGAAAUAGCUACGAAAGUAACUUUUGUGGGUGGGGGGUCACCAUAACUUGAGGAACUGUAUUAAAGGAAGGGCUGCAGCUUUAGGGAGGUUGAGACCCACUGGCUUGUGCUCUGGCCCCUAACGUGGCAUUAGUUUAACCACGUGGUCCUGCUUUGGAAUCUUCCAGUCCUAAGUCUCAGCCUUUUGCUCCAUCCAUUUGUCUUUCUCUUUGAUCCAGUGUACUCUAUUCCAGCAUUUUUUAUGUAGGUAUUUUUAUGUUUAUUUGCAUAGUAAACAGUUUGACCAACCCUACUGGUGAAGGUCGGUCUUCCCAGCUAUUUGGCUGAGGCAGGAGGAUCACAAGUUUAGGCCUGUGUGAGCUACAGAGUGAGUCCAAGGUCAGCCUGGCCAACUAAUGGAGACCCUGUGGGUAGUGGUAGGGUCGUUGCCUAGCAGCCGAAGGACUCUGGCUUCUUCUCCAGUACCAGAAAACAGUUUGGUGAGCAGGUGGGCAACCCACCCUGCUUCCUGAAGAAAAGCAUGCAGUUGCCAAAAGGGUGUUGGGAAUAGAGGCUGAUGCAAUCCCCUGAAAGAUCAGCUAGUGCUAAGCCACCUCUCCAGCCCCAGGCCUCUGUUUGAGAAGCAGAGACCAUGGAAGCAACUCAAGUAGCAGUGUCUCUGGCAGUUUUUUAGAAAAAGGAUAAAAACAUAGCUAGGGCUGGUGAGAUGGCUCAGUGGGUAAGACCACCUGACUGCUCUUCAGAAG